This is a messenger RNA of Trichoderma harzianum CBS 226.95, 989 nucleotides long. RefSeq lists its product as hypothetical. NCBI's taxonomy places the organism in Eukaryota, Fungi, Ascomycota, Sordariomycetes, Hypocreales, Hypocreaceae. The record is from RefSeq and is a predicted model, not a curated record. Bases 87 to 836 code for a protein of 249 amino acids. The transcript has a single exon.
CCCAUGGGGUCGCCAGUUCGCGAUGAACAGAUCCGUGUCUGGACCUGAGUCGACCAGUCUAUCGUCUGGUCUGGAUUGCUAGCUGAAUGGACGUAGGUACGACGCUUCUGCCCGGUAACGCCCGUGCGUACCUACAUCAUACAUCACACAUGGAGGCCGAAAUCUACAUGCGACGCGCUCUCCCGAGGCUUCUCGCCCUGCCUGGGCCGCUGUCUGUGCCUGUGCUUGUGCUUGCUUGUGCUUCCACAGAGCCUUGUGCGAACUGUCUUCAUGUACGAAGCAUUGCUGCGACUAGCAUUGCAUUAGCAUCGUACAGCGGCUAUUGCCAGCCAUGGCUGCCAUCUGGUCUGCUGCUACUGCUCGGACUCCACGAGUGCGUUCGGCUCCGCCCUGGGCGAGUUGGCCUAUCGCUCAUGCAGCAAACAAGACGACCGGACCAGGAUCUUUUGGCUUGCACAUGUACUCGUACGGAGUCCAGCGUCGUACCCCGAAGUCAGAAUUCCGUGCUUUUGGGUGGCAGCUGGUACAAGUGCUGGCCCAUGCCCUCCCCCAACUCCAACCCCAAUUCCGUGCCCUUGGCUCAGCCCUUGGCUCUCAGUGUGUGCAUCUUGCCUCCAUGCCUGUUGAUGUUUCCUCCUCCUGGUUCUCUUUUCUUCCUCAGAUGCUGCCGGGGUGCCUGUCGGCUGGGCGGACAAGCCAAGUGCCGAUGCCUUCAUCUUCUUCGCUUACUCACCAAGUUCCCGUGCGAUGCCCAACUGCAUCUGGCUGUAAUUCUCGUCCGAGGCCCUUUUGCCCACAAAGUCCAGUCCAGUCCAGUCCAGUCCAGCACCAAGUAGCGCCGUGCGACGCGCUUAUUAUCGCACAGGUCCCAAGAGCUGGUUCCAAUCAGGUACCACAGAGACAUCUGGUAGGCAGGCCUUGUUAGCCUAGCUCUGAAGAUGCCACAACGGCGCCGCCAAGCCGUCAGCAACCACACACCCAAUUUUCUU